GUGCAUAAGUACUUUGACCGUACAGGUGAACGGAACUCUUUUUGAGACGCCCAAUAGUAAUUACAUAUAUUUAUAUAAUAUUUCGUAAUGCCUGUAACACAUACGUCACAGACAUUGUAGAAUAUCGAACAAUAUGUCAAUACGAUGAACGAGUUUUCUGAACUAGAGUUCAUUUUAGUGAACGAUGAACGACUGAAUCGUUCGCCUAGGUGAACGAUUAAUCCCAUCUCUAUACGAGGUGUAACAAAAAAGUAACGAGACUUUCUAUGUAUAACAUAAACUAUUAAUGUUAUCCAUAAAACGAUUAUUGAAAUACGAUAAGGAAGCGCUUAUUUAAAAGUACUAUAAGUAUUGACAAAAUUGGUUCAUUUUUCAUACGUUAUUAGUCUUGUGAUUAGUGCUAGUUCGACAAUACUGCCGAAAAAUGUUAGAUUUAAAAAUCGAACAACGUGUUAACAUUAAAUUCCUUGUAAAAUUAAAAAAAACUGCCACGGAAUCGUUUCGAAUGUUAAAUGAAGUUUAUGGUGAAGAAUGCUUAUCCAGAGCUCGUGUUUUUGAAUGGUAUAAACGGUUUUGCAGUGGAAGAGAAGACGUUGAAGACGAUGAUCGUCCUGGACGUCCUACCACGUCUUCAACAAAGGAAAACAUUGAAAAAAUCGACCAAAUUAUUCGGCAAGAUCGUCGAUUAAGUGUUAGAGCUGUGGAAGAGAUGAUAAAUAUUGAUAGAAAAAGUAUUCGUAGAAUUUUAGUUGAAAAUCUGAACAUGAAAAAAGUGUGCCAAAAUGGUCCCUAAAAAUUUGACGGUGAUCAAAAAUUCAAUCGUAAAGAAAUUUGUUCAGAUACUUUAAAAAUUAUCAAAAACGAUCCAUUUUUAUUAAAUAGUAUUAUAACGUGUGACGAAACGUGGAUUUUUACAUAUGAUCCUGAAACUUAAAAGCAAUCCAUGCAUUGGAAGACACCAACUUCCCCAAGAAUUAAGAAAGCACGAAUGAGCAAGUCAAAAUUCAAAGCAAUGCUCAUUAUUUUUUUUGAUAUUAAGGAAAUAAUUUUUGUUAAAUGGGUGCCUAGUGGACAGACAGUCAACCAAUAUUAUUAUAAAGAGGUAUUAAUUAAAUUGAGAGAACGAGUUAGAAAAAAAACGACCAGAUCUGUGGAAGAAUGGCUGGGUUCUUCACCAAGACAAUGCUCCAGCUCACAGUGCAUUUUCAAUUCAACGUUUUUUGACUGAAAAAAAAAAUUCUAUAAUGCAACAUCCACCGUACUCGCCAGACCUGGCUCCUUGUGACUUCUUCUUAUUCCCAAAAAUUAAAAGUUCAUUAAAAGGAACCCAUUUUCAAACAGUUGAUGAAGUAAAAAUGAAAACGGCAGAACUUCUAAAAAGGGCUGACUGAAAACGAUUGGCAACAUUGUUUUCAAGAAUGGCAGCGACGUAUGCAGCUGUGUAUAGAUGCUGAAGGUAGUUACUUUGAAGGUGAUAAUCAUUAAAUUAUAAAAUUUUAAAAAUAAAUAAUUUUACUAGAAAAAUCUCGUUACUUUUUUGUCACACCUCGUAUAGUACGUGUGGGUAUGCGCCGCACAAGUACAUAGGACGCAGCGGCGUGCACCUCCCCCUCCCAC
Messenger RNA from Sipha flava (yellow sugarcane aphid), 1617 nucleotides. Its product is annotated as protein GVQW3-like. Bases 425 to 793 code for a protein of 122 amino acids. The transcript has a single exon. NCBI's taxonomy places the organism in Eukaryota, Metazoa, Arthropoda, Insecta, Hemiptera, Aphididae. The record is from RefSeq and is a predicted model, not a curated record.